AGUAAACUUAUGGAAAGAUGGUUGAAAAGGAAAACGCCAGACGAUACUACUAAUGUUGGGAAUUCUCGUCAACAAGAUACCGAUGCUAUGAAUUUAGCUCCACAAGAUAUCAAUUGGGAAGAGGAGAUCCAAUUUGAUACAGGCAAAAGGAAAGAAAUAACUACUUACCAUCCUAAUAUCAGAGAAGUGGUAAGAAGAAGGUACUUACAAAAUGGGCCUUAUCAACCUCGUACUCUUGAUUUUCCAUGGACUCGGAUUGGGGAAAAAAAAAUAAGGUUUAAUCCUGAAUGGUUUGAUGAGUUUGGAAGUUGGCUUGAAUAUAGCGAAUCCAAGGAUAGAGCCUACUGCUUUACUUGUUUCUUGAUGAGAGACUGCACUAAGAAGGAGGCCGGAUAUAAAUCUUUUGUUGUAGAUGGUUGGAAUAGUUGGCAUAAUAAAGAUAGACUAAAAGAUCAUGUAGGUGGUGUUGGCAGCACUCAUAAUAUAGCAUUAAAAAAUUAUGAUGCUUUGUUGCAAAGAGAACAACAUAUUGAUGUUGCUAUUCAAAUACAGAGUGAAUCUUCUAAGAAUGCAUAUUUUGUUCGACUUAAUGGCGCAAUUGAUACCUCCAGAUUGCUACUGAAGCAAGGAUUGCCUUUUAGGGGCCAUGGUAAGUCAAAUAAAUCCUACAACAAAGGAAACUUCAGGGAACUUUAUUGCUUGCUUAACAGAACAGAAUGCAGCUUUAGCCAAGGUAUUGACAAUUGAUGCUACAGAUAAUAGUCUCAUGGUGUCUUCUGAUAUCCAAAAGGACAUUGUUAAAUGUUUUGCAUAUGAGAUUUUGCAUUCCAUCAUUGGAGAUAUUGGUCAUGAUAUGUUUUGCUUGCUAGUUGAUGAGUCCAGAGAUGUCUCUUGCAAAGAACAAAUGGUUGUGAUCUUGAGAUAUAUUGAUAAUUGUGGACUUGUGAAAGAGAGUUUUGUUGGCCUUGUUCAUGUGAAAGAGACAACUUCUUCCAACCUCAAGUCAUGUAUUGAUUAUUUAUUUGCAAAAUUUAAGUUGAGCUUGAAACAAGUAAGAGGCCAGGGAUAUGAUGGUGCCAGCAACAUGCGAGGUGAGUUCAAUGGAUUGCAAUCAUUGAUCAUGAGAGAAAGUAAUACUGCAUAUUAUGUGCAUUGCUUUGCUCAUCAACUUCAACUAGUAGUUAUGGCUGUCGUUAGAAAGCAUACAAGCAUUGGUAAUUUUUUUAGUAUGAUUUCUACCUUGUUGAAUGUGGUGGGUGGAUCUUCAAAGAGAAGGGAUAUGGUUCGAGAUUUCAAUCUUGAAGAAAUGCGUAAGACCUUAGGUUGUGGGUUGCUUAAAACCGGGACAGGAUUAAAUCAAGAGCAAUAUCUUCAAAGACCUGGAGAUACUCGUUGGAGUUCUCAUUAUAAAUGUCUUAAAAGUUUAGUUGACUUGUUCCCAACAAUUGUCAAAGUGCUAGAAUUUGUGGAGACAGAAGACAGGGAUGGAAAAAAUAUAGAAUAAGCAUGUGGUCUUCAAGUGUACUUCUAGUCUUUUGCAUUUGUCUUCUAUUUACAUCUCAUGUUGACUAUUUUAAUGAUCAAAAAUACCUUAUCAAUUGCAUUGCAACAGAAAGAUCAAGAUAUUGUGAAUGCUAUUAACUGUGUGAAAGCAACUAGAAGCUAUUUGGAUGAACUUAGAAGAGACGGGUGGGAGAAAGUCUUAGGUGAAGUGUAUGCAUUUUGUGACAAGCAUGAUAUUUCCAAGUUGGAAAUGGAUGAGGCAUAUAUUAAUCCAAAGAAGCCAAGGCAAAAAUCUGGAAUUACCAACAAACAUCAUUUUGAAGUUGAUUGCUUUAAUGACGUUCUUGAUUGGCUACUUCUAGAGCUUGAUAGUUGUUUCAAUGAGACAACCUCUCAAC
This is a messenger RNA of Phragmites australis (common reed), 1901 nucleotides long. RefSeq lists its product as uncharacterized. The transcript has a single exon. The record is from RefSeq and is a predicted model, not a curated record. The coding region runs from base 647 to 1504 and encodes 285 amino acids. Lineage: Eukaryota; Viridiplantae; Streptophyta; Magnoliopsida; Poales; Poaceae.